Molecule: messenger RNA, 4672 nt
Organism: Sinocyclocheilus rhinocerous
Lineage: Eukaryota; Metazoa; Chordata; Actinopteri; Cypriniformes; Cyprinidae
Product: rho guanine nucleotide exchange factor 25-like
Exons: 17
Coding region: 388-2583 (731 amino acids)
Biological process (GO): axon guidance
Cellular component (GO): cytoplasm; extrinsic component of membrane
Molecular function (GO): guanyl-nucleotide exchange factor activity
Source: RefSeq, a predicted model, not a curated record
AAGCAAAGGAGAAAGAACAGAAAGCUAUCUUUACGGUUUGGUUGUGGUGUGGUUAACCCUCUCUCAGGAACAACCCCAGGUUUAGGGGGAGAGAGGCCUGACUCAGACCCACAGCAAGACCUUUCCACCUGUGUGAAGGACUAGAGCCAGAGAAGGCGCUUUAGUCUGGACAACAGCACUCUCUCGUCCACUUUAAACUAGACAAAAACAGAUCAUCCUCCUUCAUAAUUCGUUAUUUAUGUGCAAGAGCGUUCCAGAGGAUCAUACGAAAUUGGAGCUGGGCUGUGAAUCAAAGCUCUGGCACGACAAACCAUAAGGAAGAGAGGGAUUUUGAAGGAGGGAGGGAAGAUCGACAAGGAGAUUCACAUAGACAGAGGCUGCUGGAAGAUGAAGUCUCUUCCAAAGAACCAAGGACGAACCGAACAGAUUUUGGGUGCUAUGGCGGAUAUGCUGACAUCUCUGGCGAUACCCAAUCAGAAGUGGAACUCGGAGGGUAUUGAGCACCUGAGUGUGACACAGGAACGGAAAACAGGAAAGCAGCGCCCAUGGGACUCAGAGGGACUGAAUUGGGAUGAUACGUCCCGGGACAGCCUGGAAAGAGUACGAAGAAGAGAUAGAGCAAACUCAUACUCGGCUGCUGGCAGUGAGGGCAGUAUCUCCACCUCGGUGGCCUCUCUCCCACCACAGGCUUCGGGCAGUUCAGCCCCAAACUCCCCAGGCUCCCGUCGCUCUGUCAGCACCCUGAAGAAAUGGCUGACCAAUCCAGUGCGUAAGCUGAGCGCCGGGGCGACCGGAACGGCCAAGGGAGAGCGGCAGGUCCGUAGACUGGAGGGCAAACCCCCACCUCCACCCACCAGGAGCAGCCAAGACCUGGGCAGCCCACAAACAGAGGAGCAGUUCACCAUCCUGCCAGUCAUAGACAAAGACCUGGAGUGGAGAGAUGGCCUGCCUGCUCUUGAUGACUGCGAUCCAGGCGUCCAGCAGUCCUACAGCUUCCAUUCGGACUUUCCACAGGGAUCCACCACACUAGGACGAACACAAAUUACCCAGUGCACCAGCCUACAGGCUGAUGACAUUUGCUUUGCUUUGAUGGAUGACAACUCCAGCCAAUCAUCAGCCACCAUAGACAGCGAAGAAGAUCGGAAGAGUGCCUUAGAAAAAAGCAUGUAUGUUCUGAAAGAGUUGAUAGAGACAGAAAAGCUGUAUGUAGCUGAUCUAGGACUUAUUGUGGAGGGCUACAUGGCCACUAUGAAUGCAAAAGGAGUUCCAGAAGAUAUGAAGGGAAAAGACAAAAUAGUAUUCGGGAAUAUUCAUCAGAUCUACGACUGGCAUAGAGAUUAUUUCCUGGGUGAGCUGGAGAAAUGUGUGGCUGAACCUGAACGACUGGCCCAACUUUUUAUCAAACAUGAAAGGCGGCUUCACAUGUAUGUGGUAUAUUGCCAGAACAAACCUAAGUCUGAGCACAUCGUGUCAGAAUACAUCGAGACCUACUUUGAGGAACUGAAACAGCAGCUGGGUCACAGGCUGCAGCUGAAUGACCUGCUCAUCAAACCUGUGCAGAGGAUCAUGAAGUACCAGCUGCUUCUGAAGGAUUUCCUCAAGUACUAUACAAAGGCUGGGAUGGACAUUGAAGAGCUGGAGAAAGCAGUGGAGGUGAUGUGUUUUGUUCCGAAGCGCUGCAAUGACAUGAUGAACGUGGGUCGGCUGCAAGGCUUUGAGGGGAAGAUCACGGCACAAGGAAAACUUCUCCAACAAGACACGUUCUCAGUCACAGAACAGGACAGCAGCAUUCUUUCCCGUGCUAAAGAGAGACGGGUCUUCCUAUUUGAACAGCUUGUCAUCUUCAGUGAGCCAAUAGACAGGAAAAAAGGAUUCUCUCUACCUGGAUAUAUUUUUAAGAACAGUAUUAAGAUAAGUUGUCUGGGUGUGGAGGUGUGUGUAGAUGGUGACCCGAAUCAGUUUGCCCUGAUGUCUCGGGGGGCUGAUGGCAGCACGGUGCGUUUUGUCUUGCACUCUUCAUUGCAGGACAUCUGCAAGGCUUGGGUCAGCGACGUGAGCCAAAUACUGGAGACCCAACGCAAUUUCCUAAAUGCCCUGCAGUCACCCAUAGAGUACCAGAGAAGGGAGAGCAAGAGCAACAGUUUGGGCCGUAGCAUGAAGCCUCCUCUGGCAGCAGUUGCUGGUCUGAGGCCCCACUCCUCAGCAUCUAUCGACCGACACAAACUGCCCUGUCUGCGCUCCUGUAACACAUCUUUGCCCUCUCUCUACCUGCCCAACCAGGUCCCCACUGAUGACCACUCACAGCCAGAGUCAACACAGCGCUGUCCAGUGGACUGCAGACUGAAUUCCCAGACGGUGUCUCCAACUCAUGUGCAGCUGGCCUUCUCUGAAGAACCGUCAUUCUCCCAGGCACCUCUAAACUGUCAGGCAGUUUCCAACGGGCUUUAUUCCUCUAGCACACAAGCCUCACAGAGCUCAGGAGAGGGAACCAGACCCAGAGAGGGACGCAUGGCUGUUCCUAGUCCCUCCUCCACUCUUCAGCGCUCCAGUAACUUGGCCCAGCUUGAUGAGGAUGACCUGUGAAUGAAAAUGACCCUGAAUCUGAUGUUUGCACCAGAGCAUGCCACAGUCUGGACUUUAUUCACGUCUGUUGUGGUAUUCUUCCUAAACUUAUGACGCGAAUUACCUAGUGACUUUUUAAAUUGUUUUAUAUAAUUUCUCUUUUUUUUGUUGUUGUUGUCUUUUAAAAUUAUGUUUUGUUCAAAGGAGAAUCAACCAUUCCUAUAUUGGGAGGUCACUGGAGCAGGAACCAGAGUAAACCUUUAUUUGGGGGUGUGAGGAUGAGAUUGGGCAAGCGUGUGUGCGUGCAUGUAUGUAUGAAUGUGUAUUUGUGUGCUAAAUUCUGAUGGCUUCAUCCUUGCAAACAUGCCGAACGUUUUACAUCAGAUGCAUUUUGCAGAGAACAUACUGUAUUAUUAUAAACAUAUGAGGGUCCUUAGUGGGCUCGUGCUGGAUUUUAAAGUUUUCACACUAUUGGUGCCUCUUUACGAAAGCUGUCUUUCUAUCUCCCGUCUAUAUUGAAUGCUCUUGUGGGCUGCGUAAACUCUUAUGAUGGAGCUACGGGGAAACAGACUCUAAAUGCAGCUAAUUUAUAUGUACCGUAGUUAGAAGAAUGAUCUGUGCAUGAAGACACGGACGCUUGACUUUCUCUUCACUAACUGGGUGUUUGAAUUCUCGAAGAUCAAUCAACUCCGUUGUCGUGGACAAUGAGCGAUGCUGCUUGCGGAGCUUCGUGUUCAGACUUUACAACUACAGGUGGACAUAAGAGAUCACACACAAUGAGCAUCUGCCUUGUUGAGCAGGAGGACUUGCUCAAGGGAAGGACUGAAAGAUAGACCACAGUUGUUACGGCAGAAGAACAUGCAGUAUAAAAGUAGUUAUCUGUGGUUAAAUGACUCCUUUUUUUAGCUUCUGCCACCCCUCCUCGUGUAAUGCACACUGCCUGGAUUACUCUGCAGGUCUCGUCAUACAAAUUAAGGUUUCUGGAUUAUUAGAUGAUGAUGAUAAUACUAAUACUAAUAAUAAUAAUUAUUAUUAUUAGUAUUAUUUAAAGUUAAUGAAGGCCAAAGGUAAAAUGUUAUAUCAUUAUGUGCCAAAAGCAGGUGCCAGUACCCUUUACACAAAUGAAUAAAAUAUUAAGCCUAAAAUGUAAUUCAGUUCAUUUAUAGACCACUUGAAAACAAGCUAAAACACUUGUUUAAGUGUGGGGAAAUUGUUCUCAUGAAAAUGAGGGAAAAGGCUAAAGAUGUCAGAUUUUAUUUUCCUAAAUGUUCAAGACAUUUUUGGUUAUUGUGUUUUGUUUAGUUGUUUUAUUGUUCUUUUUAAAGCAAAGUAUUUAUUAAUGACAAACCAAAUCAUUAGUUAUAAAGAGGACUGACAUUGUAAAUCGAGUCUGAAACAUACGGUUUGUCAUAAAAUGUUAGAUGUCUCACCAAAGAAGGGAUGGUAUGUGUUUGGUAUUUGAUGUUAAAGCAUGAUCAAAAAGCACUUUCACUCCGUUUAGCUCAUUGCACAUUCUUUCCAACAGAGGGUGCCAGAGUACUUCAGCGCUGUAUACACAACCACUCGGUCUUUUCCACAGAUCAGUUUAAAACUUCAAAUGCAAAACUCUGUACCAAAGCUCAUGUGCUUUACUGUCAGCAUGUUUCCGAUGCAUUUGCAUAAAUAUCCUUAAAAUGAUUGUAACAAUCUUCUCUUGCCUUGAUGUAAUAUUCAAAUCAGCAGAAAUCGAAUAAUUUGACAUAGCCCUGUAUAAACUGAAAGCUUUCCUGUACUGCCUUUCCACAAACGUGGAUUUGAAUCUUACAUUGUUGCAUGCUAUUUUGAAGAACACCUCUAAAUGACGAAGGAAAUGAUGUAGAGAAAGAAUUGGACAUGAUUUAUGUCUAUGUGACAAACCCUAUAAUUGUGUUAUAUCAAAUUAAACUGGUUCCCUUUGGAACACAUGAGUGUUUUGGAACACACAAUGUUUCCUUUUCUACUGUAUUCAUGGAAGUUUGCUGUGUGGUGUCAUUGAGGAUGUGUAUUCGUGGUAUAGGGGAGACUGGGGCUAGUUGUCACGCUUAAAUAUUUUUCAGAGUAUAGGAUUAUUUCGGAAAGUCAGUUUCUGUAU